AGUGCAGUAACCACUCCGUAGGUCUUAAUUUUACGUUAUUAACUUCUUAUAGUUUUUAUUUUAAUUUGUUUCGGAAGUUAAUAGUGAACGAUUUAAAAUGGCAGACGAAUUGACUAUAAAGAGUCUGACUCUACUGUUCGAUCGUCCCAACGAACCGUUGAUCACCCCAAAGGGCGAAAACAAUACUAUCUUUCAGCUGACUGAUCAAUUUAUCCCUCCAGACUACGAGAACAAUGGCUUAGACCUCAACAACCGCUACGGUGAGGAUGCUUCCGAGACGAUCCCACUGAAGAACUUGAGCCAGGUGCCGCAGUUUCCCCUUGCGUCGCAGCUACCACCCGAUGCAGAAUUCUCUCUCUUCCUGCCGAAGCACCAGGCGAUGGCCUCGGAGGUCAUCGAUGUACUUAUGAAUGUGCCGGAGAAUCAGUUCGCAGACUUCGUGUCCACUUGUGCCUACGCCAGGGUGCAUCUGAACUCACAGCUUUUCAACUAUUGCUUCUCUGUCGCUUUGAUGCAUAGACGAGACACACGCAAUGUGCCGAUUCCCAAUUUCGCGGAGACGUUUCCUUCAAAAUUCAUGGACUCACAAGUGUUCCAGCAGGCUCGCGAAUCCACGCGAAUCUUGGAAGGCAACGAGCGUAAUCCAAUUAUUAUCCCAAGAGACUACACUGCCACUGAUUUGGAAGAAGAACAUCGUGUGUCGUACUGGCGUGAAGAUAUUGGCAUCAACUUGCAUCACUGGCACUGGCAUCUCGUGUAUCCUUUUACUUCUUCCAACAGAGCCAUUGUGGCUAAAGACCGACGUGGUGAACUCUUCUUCUAUAUGCACCAACAGGUCAUUGCGCGUUACAACUGUGAACGUCUCGACAACUCUCUGAAACGAGUAGCAAAGUUUAGCAACUUUAAUGCACCGAUCCCUGAAGCGUACUUUCCCAAGCUGGACAGCCUGACGUCAGCGCGUGGGUGGCCCCCGCGACAGUCGGGUAUGCGCUGGCAAGACCUGAAGCGCCCUGCUGAUGGACUCAACGUUACUCUUGCUGACAUGGAAAGAUGGAAGAGGAGCAUUUCUGAGGUUAUUUCCACUGGGAAAGUGAGAUUGGCGAAUGGCGGCUUUCAAGACCUGGACAUCGACACACUGGGCAAUAUUAUAGAGGCCAGUAUCUUGUCACCCAACCCGCAACUUUAUGGCUCUCUGCACAACAACGGUCAUAUGUUCGCUGGGUACAUGCAUGACCCUAGCCACCGUUACUUGGAAAACUUCGCCGUGAUGGCCGACGAAGCGACGAAUAUGCGCGACCCGUUCUUCUAUUGCUGGCAUGCGUACAUUGACGACCUCUUCCAACAACACAAACAGUCACCUUACGUCAGCCCUUACUCAAUCUCUGAGCUGAUGAACCCGGGCGUGCGAGUACAAUCAGUGACCAUCGAAAACCUCGAAGGUGAUGGCCAGCCAAACACCCUAAACACGUUCUGGAUGCAGAGCGAUCUCGACCUGUCCCGUGGUUUGGACUUCUCCAAUCGUGGACCCGUGUUCGCGCGCUACACACAUCUUAACCAUCGCCGGUUCCGUUACGUAAUUGGAGUGAACAACACUGGCAAUGCUCGGCGUACUACAGUCCGCAUCUUCCUGGGACCCAAGUUCGAUGAACGUAAUCUACCGUGGAUUCUCGCCGACCAACGGAAAAUGUUCCUCGAGAUGGACAGAUUCGUCACUCCACUAAAAGCGGGCCAGAACACUAUAACACGUGACUCAACCGAAUCUUCCCUGACAAUUCCAUUCGAGCAGACGUUCCGCGACUUGAGCGCGCAGGGCCAAGACCCCCGGGUAGACGCUCUCGCUGCUUUCAACUUCUGUGGCUGCGGCUGGCCCCAGCAUAUGCUCGUACCCAGGGGCACUGUAGGUGGCGCGCAGUACCAGCUCUUCGUCAUGCUGUCUAACUACGACUUCGACAAGUUGGACCAAGCCGACGGGCGCGAACUGUCCUGUAAAGAGGCUUCGAGCUUCUGCGGGCUUCGCGACCGCCUGUUCCCCGACAAGCGUGCUAUGGGCUUUCCCUUCGACCGGCCUUCUACCUUCGCCAAUAAUAUUGAAGACUUCAUCCUCUCAAAUAUGGCGCUGCAAGACGUCACUAUCAAACUGCAGAAUUCCACCGAGCCCAACCCUAGGAACCCCAGGCAAUAGACUACAGCGUUUCUUCGACAAGGCAAUACUUUCUAAAACAACCGGAGAUGUUAAAAGAAGAUACUAAAACCA
Messenger RNA from Hyposmocoma kahamanoa, 2254 nucleotides. RefSeq names its product phenoloxidase subunit 2-like. The coding region runs from base 98 to 2182 and encodes 694 amino acids. NCBI's taxonomy places the organism in Eukaryota, Metazoa, Arthropoda, Insecta, Lepidoptera, Cosmopterigidae. The record is from RefSeq and is a predicted model, not a curated record. Gene Ontology annotation, molecular function: oxidoreductase activity. The transcript has 12 exons.